GGGACGGCUGCCCGACCCUUGGCCCCACGGAAGGGGGUUACCCUUUCCGGCGCCGGGGACCUUCCGGCCGGCGGCCGUGAACUCCGUGGGCUGCGGCCCCUGCUGCCAUGAGGGGGCCUCCCUGGGGGUCUCGCUUGUGAAGCAAAACUUUGCGACAUGGAAGAAGGAAGGACGGCAGUGCGCAUUUUCUUCGCAGACUUGCUGGGCGACCCUGAUACCUUUGAGAACUCAGUGAAAGCUCUGGAUCCCAUCCCUAGAAAUUUGCACUAAUCGCAGCUGCGAGCAUACAGCGACAGGGAGGGUUUUGGGGGAAGCCUCAGGGCUAUGUGAACUCCUGAGCUAACUGGUUUAGAGGGAGACAUGAUGUGUGGCCCAGGUUUUUGGGGUCAGACUUGGGUUUGAAUCUGGCUCCAUUCUUUAUCACUAGCCGUUAACUUGGGCUGCAGUUACCUAAGCACUUUGAAUCUCGGGUUUUUUUCUUGUUUACUAAUUAAAGUGGAGCUGAUGCUGACUUGAAAGCUUGCAGGGAUUAAAUGAAAGAAGGUGCAGAAAGCACUUGGCACGUAGUAGGUACUCAGUAAGUACUAGCUACCAAAUGUCUGUUAACUUUCAUGGGAUUAUCGCAUAAAGUCUGAAACGAAGGGUUAAUGUCCAUGAUUAUAAAGUGGCCACCGCAUGUAUUUUGCAGGGACUUUUAUAAACUGAGUCGCUUUGACUGUAACUCCGUUCUCCUGGACGUUUCACAGCUUUCCGGGGUUCAUAGUGUGUCUUUUUCCAGGACCGUGGCCGUACCGUCCUGCCCCAGAGAACAAAUUCAUCUAUUGCUGUCCUAGUCUGAGUUGCUGCCUUUGAAAGCAAGGGAAGGUCAGUGCAAUAUCAACCCCCACAUGGCACGGGAAUUCCAGAGAGGUCUUAUUGCAAAACUUUGUAAGGAGCGAGAACCACGUGGACUUCUGAGAGGGAGCCUGAACUGGCCUGAGUUUGCGGGAGAGGACAAUGAGUGCCCAGCCUGUGACUGACACUAAGGAGGCCAAGUGGCAGAAAGUCUUGUACGAGCGACAGCCGUUUCCCGAUAACUACGUGGACCGGCGUUUCCUGGAAGAGCUCCGGAAAAACAUCUACGCCCGGAAGUACCAGUACUGGGCCGUGGUGUUCGAAUCGAGCGUGGUGAUACAGCAGUUGUGCAGCGUGUGCGUGUUUGUGGUCAUCUGGUGGUAUAUGGAUGAGGGCCUUCUGGCCCCCCAGUGGCUCUUCGGGACUGGCCUGGCUUCUUCACUGAUUGGCUAUGUCUUGUUUGAUCUCAUCGACGGAGGGGAAGGGCGGCAGAAGAGCGGGCGGACCCGGUGGGCUGACCUGAAGAGCGCCCUGGUUUUCAUUACUUUCACGUACGGUUUUUCGCCAGUGCUGAAGACCCUGACAGAGUCAGUCAGCACGGACACCAUCUAUGCCAUGUCCGUCUUCAUGCUUUUAGGCCACCUCAUUUUCUUUGACUAUGGUGCCAAUGCUGCCAUUGUUUCCAGCACGUUGUCCUUAAACAUGGCCAUCUUUGCCUCUGUCUGCCUCGCAUCACGCCUGCCCCGGUCCCUGCACGCCUUCAUCAUGGUGACUUUUGCCAUCCAGAUUUUUGCCCUGUGGCCCAUGUUGCAGAAGAAACUGAAGGCAUGUACUCCGCGUAGCUAUGUGGGUGUCACACUGCUUUUUGCGUUUUCAGCCUUGGGAGGCCUGCUGUCCAUUAGUGCCGUGGGAGCCAUCCUCUUUGCCCUUCUGCUGGUUUCCAUCUCUUGCCUCUGCCCUUUCUACCUCAUUCGCCUGCAGCUUUUUAAAGAAAACAUUCAUGGGCCUUGGGAUGAGGCUGAAAUCAAAGAAGACUUGUCGAGGUUUCUCAGCUAAAUUAGGGAUUUCCAUUCUAUUAUUAAGGGAAGCUGAUAGACUAGCCCCCCAACUAGUUUAAGAUUUGAAGGCAGAAUCCCCUUCUGGAAGCAACAUACCGAUGUGGGUGGGGGAACAGAGAUCAAAAGAAAAAGCUAACCAAGAGCAUAAGUGGUGAAGGUGCUUACUCUUUCUGUUACUUUGUGGAUGUGAAAGCUUUCUGGGGUCCUCGUGAAUUAUUGCCUCAUAAUUUCCAGUAGCAAAUGAAGUGAUGUGGUUUCUAUUUAUUAAAUAACAACACAUCCAUUAA
Messenger RNA from Suricata suricatta (meerkat), 2179 nucleotides. It is a transcript of the gene PIGC, whose product is annotated as phosphatidylinositol glycan anchor biosynthesis class C. Gene Ontology annotation, cellular component: glycosylphosphatidylinositol-N-acetylglucosaminyltransferase (GPI-GnT) complex; membrane. The coding region runs from base 997 to 1890 and encodes 297 amino acids. The record is from RefSeq and is a predicted model, not a curated record. Gene Ontology annotation, biological process: GPI anchor biosynthetic process. Lineage: Eukaryota; Metazoa; Chordata; Mammalia; Carnivora; Herpestidae. The transcript is spliced from 2 exons.